AUGGAUUUGCUGUCUGAACUAAUAAGAGAAAAGCCAAUUAGUAAUUUUUUGAAAAAAUUUCCAGAAAAAGAAUGACUAGGCGUAAUAAAGAAGACGCUGAUGUACGGAAUUCAGACAUUUGAAAUUAUUAAUAAUGCUGGGAUUGUAAGCUUUAUUACUAGUCAUAAAGAAAGGGAAAAAUUGGCGGAUAUCGAAAAUUUGAACAUUCAUGAAAGGAAAAUUUCUCAACCUGAGGUAGGAAUUGGAGAAAACCAGCCAGAAGAUGCCAAAAUUAAGAAGCAAAUAAGCAAGCUGCGUGUAAAUAAGCCAGCUUCUACACCAAGAGCGCAAAAAAUGACACCCAAGGCACAGAAUGUGACAAGUCCGUUAAGGAAAAUGACCUUUGACCCUCCACUGACAUCAAGAAAUAACGCACGAAUAAAAACAAGCAGAAAUAGCUCAGAGUCCAAGGCAAAGGCAAUUAAAAAAAGCUCAAACGGUAAAAAAUCAAGCCCAAGUAAAGAAAAAUUGAAUUUGAAAACAUCUAAUAUUCUGAUUGAUAGCACAGAGCAAUUAGAUCUUUCAAUGAAAAAUAAUGAUAAAUCUACAAGCUCAAGCAGCACUAUGAAUUUCAGCCAAAUUUUGAGAAACGAGUUUGCGAAUGGAUUGCAAGAAAAUGUUAGGAAAAAACUGAUAAAUAUUGAGCUGAAUUUGGAUAAAGUUUCGCAAAGUGCUCUGAAUUACACAACUAGCCCGAGCGAUGACGAUUAA
Messenger RNA from Blepharisma stoltei, 750 nucleotides. The record is from the annotation of a GenBank genome assembly. NCBI's taxonomy places the organism in Eukaryota, Ciliophora, Heterotrichea, Heterotrichida, Blepharismidae.